Spirometra erinaceieuropaei is the source of this 13450-nucleotide messenger RNA. The record is from the annotation of a GenBank genome assembly. Lineage: Eukaryota; Metazoa; Platyhelminthes; Cestoda; Diphyllobothriidea; Diphyllobothriidae.
AUGCUAAUUAUCGGUGUAGUACAGUGGGCUCUUCGACAGAGCGCAGAAGUUGAGAAUCAGGUAAGAAAGCCCUAUUGUGUCCGCUCCUGUCUGAUGCCCUUUUCAGUAUUUCCUGUCUUAACUAGCACUUUUGCAUACGACUGCCCUUCAAGAUGGUUUCGAUUGAACGUCUCCUGGAGUACAUCGACCUGCCACCCGAGGAACCACCGAAUGCCACCAUGAACAAUACCGCCAAUCUGCCACUCAUCAGCGUCGAUCCGCUUUGGCCUCAGUGUGGUGAGGUGCAUUUCCAGAACGUCUGGCUCAAGUAUCCCGGCAAAUCCAACUGGGCCCUGAGUAAUAUCGACCUCCACAUUCGUCCUAGCUGUAAGGUGAGUCUGUGAUGUUCGACUGCCGCAUCCCGCCCAAGCUUUUAACUGGGUUGCCCUAGAUCCUUCUGAAGUUCUGACUUAAUUUCAUCGUCGUACGACCAAUAGACGCAGCAGCAGCAGCAGCAGUGAACUUUAUGCUCUGCUGAGGAACAUUUCAAGUGCUGGACAAGUGAUCCAUGCAUGCCUGCACUGUUCACGCGCAUUCCGGAUCCGAAGUGACCUGGCCGGACGUCUCCAUGUAAACUUCCAUACAUAGAGUAGUGUGAGCUAACUCAUGAAAUGUCGACCGAAAUUCCGAAAUGGGUUUUCGUUUAGAAAAGAUAAAUUACGUCGGAUUGUAAAAUUAACCAUCCUAGAGCAUAGUUUUAUAAUAAUUCAGUUACACCACGAUGCCAGCUUUCGAACGAAAUCUUUUUCAGCUGCAUGAAACAACCACACUCUCUACAAAAAUGACUAAUUAUGUAGGAUACUUUUUUAUUGAUUUUGAAUGCCCAUAAAAAUCCAAUUACAUAUCAUGGAAAACAUGCAUAAAAUAUUCAUUUUUACACUCUUUCGGUAGAAGAUUACGUCUUCUUCCAAUUUUAUGGUCGAACGAAAUGUAGAAUUCGGUUUUAAAAUGGUUUGUAAUUGCGAGAUUUUUAAUACUGUAAAAUGGCCGUUCAUAAAACGUUACGUGUCUGCAUUUGCCAAUUUGGCUUGUAAAGUUGACAAUGCGGCUCAAAUCCACUGUUAAAUUUUAUGAACCCGCUAUGGUUUCCUCUUAACACCGUAGAGAAAUUUAUGGCUUUUCGUACGUGGAAAAUAUACGGUUUGUAGUUUGGAACCCCUUAAGGCAAGUAUAAGGUUAGGCUGGGUUUAAAAUUAUUCGGAAAUUGGAAAUGUUUCUGAAAACCGAAUUGUAUCCCUCCUUUGAGUAAAAAAAUUGGAAGAAAACGUAAUUUUCUACUGUAUGAGCAAAAGAAUGAAUAUUUGUAUGCGUGUUUUCCAUCAAAUAUAAUUAAAUUUUUAAGGACAUCGAAAACCAAUUUGAAAAAUGCAUGCAGCAGGGACGAAGUUCGCGUAAAACGUGGCAUCGUGAGGUGACUGAAUUAAUAUAUAAUUAUGCUGCAUGAUAAUUAGUGUUACAACCCUAUUUAAUUUAUCUUUUCGAAACGAAAACGAAUUUCGCUUGACAUUUGAUGCGUUUGCCAACCUGCUGUACAGUCCUGCUGUCAGUGACCGUUCAGAUGAAAUGCCAGUCGAGAUUCUGGCAUGCGUUUCCGAUUAGGGAGAAUUAUUUAGGCGGGAUUGCAAUAUUAAUUAUCCCGCAGCAUAGGCCCAUAAUAUUUCGUACUCGUUGGGUUUUUGGCUUGAGGAUGAAUUUUUUCGAUCGCCUGUAAAAAACGCACUCAGCAAAGAUGGCAUCUUAAGUAGUACGCACUCAUAGGGAAAAUGCACGAAAAUAUGCAUUCGCUCACUCAUUUGGUAGCAAAUCCCGUCGUUAUCGCAUUUUAUACUCGAAGUAAGAGUACCUUUCGGUUUUUAGAAGUCUCUCGUAAUGAGAUUUUCUGAGAUCAUUCAAUGUCAAUUUAUACAGCAUCGUACCUGUCCGUUUAUUGAUGCUCCUCAUGAAGUUGUCGUAAGCGUACGCCAUGGCUUACUUUCUUCUUCAGGUAUACUUGUGCGUAGUCCCGCUCAUAACCUGUAAUGAGGCAGGUGAAUUCUGUUGAGUUUACGUACGUACGAAAAAUCAAGCUGCGAUUAUCCGACUUUUUUGCGACCUGGAGCUGACAUCCUAUUCUGCUCAGCAAUGUAUUUCAUUAUUUUGUACAUAAUCUUUACACAUAAAUAUUUCAUUGAUAUUUUGGCAGAUUUUGAAUAAUUCAUAUUGACCUCGUAGCUCAGGUGGUUAGAGCGUUGGCUACGCUAAAGCCUUCCCCUUACUGCGUGGGUUCGAAUCCCACCGAGGCGCCGAGUUUUUCACAGUUGGGUCAAUAUGAACAUAAAUAUUUGUUUUCCAUAGAUUUUUACUUAAUAGCAGUCAGUUGACUUACUAGGAAGGUACAAACAGACGUCCAUACUUACGUUAAUUGAUUUUUUCCUUGUCCAUUAGGGCGUAUUUUCAUAGCUUCUUUAGUAUUCUUGUGCAUCGUGCCACUGCAGCAAAUUCCGCACAGCCACUAUAUUUGGCACUUACUGUUCUUCUCUCCUAUUGGUUGCUCACUUCAUUGGUCCCUGGGCUGUCGCAAAAUUGCAGGUGGUGGAUUAUUCAGUUACCUUUUAUUUAUUAAGAUCCGCCUUUUGUUUAUUCACGUCAUAGUUUGUAAUCGUUAAACGCUGAUGCAACCGUUCAUCUGGCUCAAGAUCAUUCGGGAAUUCUAAAAACCCUUACAAAACCUAAAUAUGUCCUUUCGUCGAGCAUAAUGCGUGACUACGGCGUGAUUUGCUGCCAAAAACGCAUGUUUUCCACAAGAUGUAUUUCAAUUUGUAAGACCGUCAACAAUUCAAUGUAAAAAAUGUUUAUUACUUAAGUAUUGAUUUUUACUGAAUAAGGUUUUCACAGCACUUCUUAAAAGUGCAGCCGAAAGCCAACAUCCCCGCAAGUCCGGAAUUUCAUAAUACUUUGCCGCAAGAUGAUCAAUAUUGCGACCCCACCUAAGUUAUUCUUCUUAUUCAAAAACAUCUUUCAGAGUUUCGACUAACACUUCGUGAGAUCGGUCACUGACUGUAUUUCUCAGAGUAAGGCUGCUGCCGCUGGUCCAACUGCACAACCUACCUAACCUAGCCUAACUGCAGGCCCCAAAAUCUCAACCAAACAACGAAUAGAUCACGGUGACUCACUAAUCUUUGUGGUUUUUGGGGCUUCAACGUGAUAUGCCAUGGAUGCAGCAUUUGGUGCAGCAGCUGCUUGCAACCACAAGUCUUCUCACACUACCACAACGUCAUUUGCGGAGCUUUCCUACCUGUGCGACAUCCAGACAAGCUACUUACUCAUAUUUGCUCCUUUCUUUAUAUAAGCAAUUGAAGCAGUGCGACUAUGUUCAUCUGUUGCAAUUUCCAUCAAACACCAAGAACGAGGGAAAAUCUACUCAAGCACCGCCGUAUCGAUCUUAAAGCCAUCCCCCAGAGACCUUCGAGUGUUUGGCAGACCACAAACUCAAACUAGUGAGGAUGUCAUCGUCGAUUAGGAGAGACAACCUGUCACCAGUCGAGUGUUGUGCAGGGUCUCUCGAUGGAAUUAAAGUAGAAAAUAGCUCAUUAGUGGAGUAAAACCCUUCUCUGUCGUCCUAAAAUGGACUGUCAGUACAAUCGACGAACAAACACUGACACACUCAUCCACCGGUGAUCUGAAAACUAUUAAUGUUCACCUUUCCUACCCUAUUUUUUCUUUACCCUCAUACAUAUAAAACGGAGGAUAUGUGAAACAGCCUAUAAAUACCCUGUAUUCCAGUUGAACCAACGACAUCUAGAUCUAAAACCGCCUCUCCCGUUCAAUCUGAAUAAGUUCCAACAUGCUGUCUCCCUCUUCUCCUGCGUUUGCUAGUUGUGGCGCAGUCAACACAAGUUCAUAAGAUAGGAGCUGCAUAUGCUUGUCACGUACAGUUCGCGGUGUGAUUCGAAUGCAGACUUUGACGGUACCAUUAAGGUUUGCGCUGAGUCUUCUCCAGACCGCCAACGAUAUGGCUUCUCUCUGGGCUACCGAGAUAACCGUAAUUUGGAUUAUAGUAAACUCCUGGUAUCCUAUUCCCAUCGUUAUUGUUCAGUCAGUAGCCAGAAAAACUGAGCCGGUUGAGAGAACAAUAGAAGAUGCCAGCAGUUACUCUAAGGGACACUUACUCGCUUGGGUACAGCGAGCUCCCAAACGUUAUCGCAAACAGAACGCGCUAAAUGGCGACUAAUACAGAGUUGAAACAUAUCACUAUAGGGGAGCUUCUUACGAAAUUGUUCAAGGGUGUGCCAUUGUGAGGCCCGAGAUGAGCGGUUUGCGCUCCGCCAUCCACUACGUCCGAUUUCAUUGAGGAUUGAUUUGACCUGGUCUAGUCACUGACUCAUGUUAAUAAUUCAAUUUUCAAUCUUCUUUAAAACACUACCCCGUGACAGUGACGGUGGAAAAAGUAUGCUGGAUACUCCAAACCGGCAAUAUUUUGUUUCAGUGCCCUCAUCCAGAGUAAGACUUAAGAUACAACUGCUGCCUUCAGCCGGAUUUUCAUUAAAUAAGAGCAGUUCGCACUGUCAGUUUGACUGAGGAAAAAAAAUAAAGUGCUAGCGUAUGCCCCACAGCACUGUGGAAGCAGAAUGGUGACUUUCACCUUAAUUGGUUUAAAGUGUACUGUUCCUUCAAGCAUAAAACUUAAUGAAGAUAUAUUUUUCUACCAAAUAAGCAAAAGGAUGAAUACUGUUAUGCAUGUUUUAUGGGGAAUAUGUUUGAAUUUAUAAGGGAACCAAAAAUCCAUGAGAAGAGUUUACGCUAAAUAAGUAGUCAUUGUUUGCAAAGUGUGGAUUUUACAGGCGAUCGGAUAGAAGUUCUUUCUAAAGCCGGCAUCCUGAAGUAACUGAAUUACUAUCGGACUAUGCUGCACGGUGAUUAAUAUUACAAACUUACUUAAGCAAACUUUUUUCAGUAAAAAACGCUUUUCGGUCAACAUUUCAUGAGUAAGCACAACCAUUAUAAAUUUAAGCCGUGUUUCACUUUCAAAGAUCCAUAUUCAGUGCGUGACCUAUCAGAAGAAAUAUUAAAAAGUCAGCACAAAAACCCCUGUAACGCACAGGCCACACAUGCCGCAUCCUCGAAAUUUUUAAUACGUCAUAGAAACCACCAUUCUUCAAAGAAGACAGUUUGGUUUAUAAGUCGUUACGUAUUAGCGGGGAAAUUAUCUAUUUUGUUGAAAACCAACGAAUCAAAGACGUCCUUACAUGAGUUUAGUUUUUUAGGAUAUAAUAUAACUGACAGAAGAAAAAAGAAAUAUAGUAUAAGGAGGAAAUAUCGGUGAAAACCAAGGCAAAUAUAACUGAUUAGUACUUCGUUAAUUGUCUUUUCGUGUUUAAAUCUGUUAUAAACGGAGUGGACAUAGAUAUUACCAAGGUGUCCACAGUUGGCUGCUCAAUACAAUUAUUAAGCACAAAAUCCAACCUUUGCUGCAUUAAAAAGCGUUUUCUUGCCUUGUUCCAGUCCACACUGAUAAGCGCAAAGGGAUUUGGAGCGGAUUAAAGUUUGCACUGUUAGCAAGAAUAAGGAUGGAUCGUAGGCCACAACAUAACGUGUAUAAACAACAGGUUUUGAUCCACGGCAUAAAGAAACGUAGGGAACUACUUGGAUAUCAGGCAACGUCCGAUGUCGUCUACACCUGGACAGUUUACCUUCCAUAAAACAGGUGUGAAACGAACUCUUCUUUAGUUAAAUGUUUUCUGCGUAUAAACGAUUAAACAUACAAAAACAAUAUUGAAUGUAUACCGUAUUAUCUCCUCAAAUGUCGACUACAACAUUUCAUGAAUAAGGUCAUAUACUUUACUUCAUUGCUUCAUUUGACAAUAUCUAUAUUUUCUGUACUGCACCAAGAGGCUUCGAUUCUCCUGAAAGCCGUACAAGCCUCCGUAUAUUUUUUCGAACACUGUUUUUCUGCCUGUAUGCAGCUGGGAAUAAUUGGUCGCACAGGCGCCGGAAAGAGCUCCCUGGUGUCACUUCUCUUUCGGUUGGUGGAAGUACAACGUGGACAGAUCCUCAUCGACCAGGUGAACACUGCUCAGGUGCAUCUGGCCGAUCUUCGUAGAAGGAUUUCAAUCAUUCCCCAGGUUAGGACUGCGGAAACUACUCCUCACUGACGGUCUCUACACCUCUCUUUAGGUUCGGUUCAUAAGUGCAACAAUAAUACCUGAUCUAGUGUGAUGGAAUACGUUAUUUUUAGGAUCCGCUGUUGUUCGUGGGUACUGUUCGCAGCAAUCUUGACCCAGAGGACUGUUUUGAGGACGAGGCGCUGUGGCACGCUCUAGAGGCGGUAAGACAAUUUUCUUUUGAUCUUGUGGACUCUAUCGGGUGUUUUUUCUCUUUGCUACUGACUAUCUGUCAAAGGUGCAAGGGUCGGUAUUGUGUUGCAUUUAAAGUGCAUGUUAAGGCGCUAGCAGCCACAACACACCUGUCUGGCUCUGCUGUUUUUUUCGAGCAACCACACUCUUUGUGUAGAUGGUUUCUGUAAGAAUUCAGCAGCUCUGUUUAGCAUCCUGUUUUAAAUGUUGCAGUCUGCUCCCUUUUUGACAGCGUUCGCAGCCGGCUUUUUUGACUGAGGCAUGCGCUUUCCUUGGAGAUCCGGUUGGUGUUGCUGUUUGUUAAUAGCAAGGAAAUUUGAGGUCUAUGAGCUAUCUUCUCGCCUUUCCUAUACUUAUCGUUCGCAUUAGCAUAUGUUCUGGAGUGUCUUAAACAUGUUAUUCCAUGAGGUCGUCGCUCUCAUUGAAAUUUUUUCGCAUAAAGGGCCGGAUUCACCAACUUUCCAUGCGUUUUGACGUCUCUACUACAACCGAUGCUUACUCUCUAACGCCUACCCCUGUGUAUUAUCUCGUUAGGUCCAACUGAAGUCGGUUGUGGAGGCCAUGCCGGGCGGGUUGUGGAGCAGGGUUGCUGAAGGAGGAUCCAAUCUGAGCACAGGGCAACGCCAACUCUUCUCUCUCGCUCGGGCUAUCCUCCGAGGUAACAAAAUCCUGCUGGUCGACGAAGCUACAGCCAAUGUCGAUCCUGCGUGAGUAAUGUUCAUAUUCUGUCAUGUUCACUAGACCUGCACUUUGAAAUACCUCAAAGGUUAUUGUUUCGUGUAAAUUACUCCUGCAAGAUAAAACUCUACAUGCUACUUUUGUGCAGAUAUAGCUCCCACUUUUGAACUUUUCUCUGCCGUCAUAGGGCUUUGUCACAUCUAAUGUCACAUGUGUGAGGGGGGGGAGCUCAGUAAGGGACAUCUUGUCAGUGCGACGUGUUGUUUUCUGAGCCCUGGCAGUAUGUUAUUACCGACAAAGACAAGGGAGACUGGAAUAGCCAUUUAUGUCUUAUUGGCCGUUCUCAGCCAGCCGUAACCAAUCCAGAGGUGUGAAACACCUGGGUCUUGAUCCCGCGACCUAUUAGUUAGAAGUCCAACGCCCCUAACCACUGGGCCACUGGCUGGUUAUCCUGUCGGUUGCGAUCACGUCUAUGAAAUGAUGGAGGGACGCUAACCGAUCACGCCACGGAACUCACUCGUCCCGUUGUGCCUUGGGGCUCUCUCCUGAGCUCUGCCAGCAACCGCACAGCGGCGCGAAUUAUCAGCGGAAUAGCAUUGCCGACAAUGACAGGGGAGCCUAGGGCGUUGGAUUUCUAACCAACAGGUCGCGCGAUCGAGCCCCACGUGGUGCACACCUCAGGGUUGGUUUGGGUAGGGCUGGCUGACGAUGGCCAACUAGCCAGAAAUGCUCAUCCCAGUCCCGCUUCUCUUUCUCGGCAAUGCUGUUCUGUCUUAUUUACUUUCCGCUCUGCGACUGCUUGGCGGGACUUGGGAGAGAGCUUUAAGGCACGACGGUAUGAAUGAGUUCCGUAGUGCAAUCAGCGAGCGCCCCUGUACAAUUGAACAGCUUCGCGUCCUUCAAGACGGUCUGCAGUUGCCAAACCAAGAAGGUGGCUCAUGUGCUCAUUUCCAAUGGAUCAACCGGCCUGACAAAAAAGCCGCAUAUUCUGAUGCGAUGGGCUGAACACUUUAGAUGCUUUCUGAAUCGGCCUUGCGGGGGCUUUCACUCAUGGCCACUGACGUAGGCCUCGACUGACCGCCCUCGCUGCAGAAGACGACCAGUGUUGUGCAUCAGAUGACAAACAAAAAGUCCCCGAGCACUGACUUACUUCCAACUGGACUUUAAAAUUAUUACGACAGUUAGCCCAUGGACAAACUCAGCGCGCUAUUCCAGAUGAUAUGGAAACAUGGACAAAUCUCUCAGGACUUAAAGGACGCCAACGUCGCCCAGCCAUACGGACACAAGAGGAAUCGGCAACCCUGUAACAACCACAGAAGCAACUCUCUCUUAAAAAUCGCAUAGCCAGUCUUCACCCAUUUCCUGUGUAAUCACCUAAACCUUCUCCUGCGGCAAUGACCUCUCACUGAAAAUCAAUAUUGAUUUCUGAGGAACAGCGAAACCAACAACACAAUCUUCUCUGCAAGUCAACUAUGAGAAAAAUCCGGGAAAUACACAUGAAAAUGUACACUACCUUCAGAGAUUUAAUAAAUGUCUUCCAUACAGCCACCCCCCGUGAGCCGUUGAAAAUUAUGCUGAAAUCUAGGUUUGCGGAGCGCCUUUUAUGUAUUCCGCAACAACUCUACGAAAGAUAGAUAACUCAACUCAUCGAUGCUGGAUCAGACUCGGGAAUAUUUGUGGCGAUAAAUGAAGCGUCUGCAUCCGUAUGGUCUUAAUCCUGGUAAUGUUCCUGCUCAGGUUGGAAAUGGAAAGUCUACGAAAACAAAAUAAGAGAACUCAACCACUUUCGAUAAAUUCUCCUCGGGCCAGUAAAGUUAUAUAGGAACGGCGUAGAAGUAAAACAUGUAGCGAAAAGAAAAAUCGAUAAAAGUUCUCCUUAAAACACAGGCGGGGUGUGGAAAUGUGGGUGAGGGGGGUGGGUAAUAGUAGUCAUUGUUGGGGGCGAGGUGAGUUGAACCGUUAUGCGCACAGAAGAACCACGUUCAGGCUUCGCGCCUACAGUGGCCGAAGGUCGACUAACAGUGCAACUCCCCCCUCGCGCUUCCACUCUCACCCCGGCCCUGACAAUGACUACUAUCAACCACUUUCAUGGCAUCUGCCUUCGAAAGAGUACUGAAGAUAUAGUAGCAGAAAGGAUCACAGACACUAGAAGCCGGAAGAAGCAGAAGAAGGUGUAACCGGAAUUAACCCCCUCCAGUCGGCCUUGUUCAGAGAAUCGGGUCUCCCUGAGAGCAGUUACGUCCGCCCAGUAGAGCGCCAGUUCUCAAGCGACCAGCACCACCCUCCGUUCCGGCCGGUUGCUCCUCGUAUUGUUGCAAACGGACGAACAUUCCAGGCCGCCGGUGUGAGCGGAUUCACUCUAGCAGCUUGUUGGGCGGGCUAGGGGGGGGAGAGGGGGGGUCGUAACGUUGCUUGAUCGAUAGUUUCGACCGUUGGUUUUCCAUCUCCGAGCCACGGUUUCCAUGCCAUGAUGUGAUCGCGGCAUUCGCUUAGUGCACCUUUUCUAGCCCCUUCCUCCGCACGGAGGCAGGCAGUGUUUUCCCUAAAUAAGGGUGCUGACUGAGCCGAACUCUGUUAAGGGUUAUGGCUUGAUUUAUUGGGUGAGCAACGCGAGUUAGACCGAGCCGUCUACUGGAUUGCAUGCCGCUCUCUCCAGAGGACUUUUAGAUGUCAUAGGGAGUGCAAAUGAGUGAAAGGGGGGGAGGUAGAGGGAGGGAUGGAGGCGGGAGCAGAAUUGCCGACUGUGGUGACACAAACAACACCGGGUUACCGCAGUUAUUUUAGGUCGCCGGUCAAGGCGGUUACCGCGACAUGACCGCUCGGCAGAGCAGAGCUAGCCAUAGAUGAGAGUCGGGUAGCAGUUAAGGACUAUAGAGAACAGUCAUCAUUUGUAUGGUGCAACCUUCCACUGUGCACGAUUGCCCUAGCUGGACAAUCCUACACCCAAAUCGUUAUUGUAAGGAAACAAUCAAGGCCUCCCUCAAACCCUUGCAAAUCAUUCCUGCGACCUGCAAGGACCUCGUCCAAGAUCUGUGAGUUUGGCGCACUGCCAUAGAGCCAACCGAGUAGCCGCUGCUAAGGAUAACAGAGGCUUACACACUUCAGCCGCGUGGAUUAUAGAUGCAAACAUCCAACCCCUCCGGUCGUGGCCACACUCUUCGGACAUUUCCGGAGUCAACACGGUAAAAUCUGUUUUCUAUUUCACAACACAAAACCACCGGCACCUCCCACACAGACCACUGUCGCCUCUACCACCAGGAUGCUGACCUUGCUUUAUCCUGUUCCCAUUGCUGCCGCAUUUUCGAAUCACACGCCGAUAUGUUCGGUCACCUAUAGAUCCAUAGCACUGCGACCUGGAACGACCUACAUACCUUGGAAUCAUUUAUGUGGCAUAUCGCCGUUGGAGCUGAAGUCACGAUCUAUGAAGCUCAUCGACUAGAGGAAAUCAAAGCAAAGACGGGGAGGCGAGCAAAUAAUAUGUGCCAAGGACGCUGCUGCGAAUACCCAACACCUCACUGAAUGACCACAUAAACCACCGGCGUUCGGAGGCCGCGCCAACUGAUCAGACAUCUUAGGAGCCACCGCGACGACAGUCUGCUCAAAGCAUCAUCUCUGUUCAGUACAUCGUCGGCACCAUCAACAUACAUGCCGCCAGAAAUGCGGACUCGGAUGCGGAUUGUCCCCGCUGCGACCGCGCAUUCCCACCAAUCGCACAGCGUGUACUUUACAAAUACUACAAACUUCAACAUACGCCUGCUCAGCCCAUGUCACUUGUUCAUACUGUUGCAGAACAUUUGAACCUCCCACGGACCUAGCCGAUUAUAUGCUGCUACAUGACAGUCUACUGUAAAAUUUCACGGACCAAAAUACCACAUUACCACAGGUUGCCCUACCUGCACAUACAUUUGUACUCGGCAUAAUGCGCAUGCAGGAAGCCACACCGAAACCAGGGCAAUUCACUCCUGCAGCAGUUAUGCAAGCAAAUUUGGCAAAGGCGCAACGACUGUAAAAAUGUCUCUUGUGAGAUCAUGCGCACGGCAUGUUGCAUGAUUCACCACAGUGACAGCACAGAUACUAUCUAAAAGUCCAUGCACAUGUUUUCCUGAUAUUCUGAAACUGUAAGGCGCAGCUGAGAGGGAUCCGACUCGUCAGUGCGACACCGCGUACUUUCUGACAAAUCCGUUCUAUGUUUGAAUUUAGCCGAUGAUAAUUCAUUCCAGAGGAUUUACUUCAUUUUGACCACUUACAUUCUGAGAAGCUUAGGAAUUGGAUACACUAAUCGUUGUUGCUUGCAGAGCUACCAACCAACGAAGUAACGCAAUUCUUUGUUGGAUUGAGGGUCAGAGUACAAUGGCUUCGUCUGUUUGUGACAAUUAUAGUAUUUUCACCAAUGCGAGGUCCCAGCCGCCCUUUUUGUAGCAUCUUCCGUCCAAACCAGGAGCCAGAGCGUGUGUGGCACGCGUAGGCGGGCUGUUUAACUUUGUCAGUCAGUGCAUCUGCGCCCGCCAUCUGUCGCCAGGACACUGCUUUAUAAAUGGGGCAGUGUGCUCUUUUGCAAGUACCUGAGAGAAAUUUAGCUCGAGGACACAAUGGGACCUCUCAACAUCUACAGUAGAUGUGCUAACUCAUGAAAUGUCAACCAAAAUUUCGAAAUGCGUCCUCGUUUCGAAAAGAUAAAUUAAGUAGUGCUGUAAAACUAAUCAUGAUGCAGCAUAAAUCUAUAAUGAUCCAGUUACCUCAGGGUGUCGGCUUUCGAAAGAACUUAUUUUCGGCUGCAUGCAAGACCUUUACUCUGCAAAAAUGACUACUUAAGUAGCAUGCAAUUUUCUCUUUGAUUUUCGAUGCCCUUGAAAAUUCAAUUAUAUUUCAUGGAAAACAUGCAUAAAAAUAUUCAUUCUUUUACUUAUUUGAUAUAAAAUCACGUCUCCUUCCAAUUUCAUACUUUAAAGAAGAGUAUAAUUCGGUUUUAAAAAACUUUUCUAAUUCCCGAAUAAUUUUGAACCCGACCUGCUGUUACACUUGAAUUCAGAGUUUCAAAACUACAAGCUGUAUAUUUUCCGUGUACGGAAAACCAUGCAUUUCUCUACGGUGUUAAGAGGAGACCAUAUGAGGUUCAUAAAAUUAAGCAGUUGAUUUGAGCAAUAUUGUUAACUUUACAAGCCACAUUCGUAAAUGCAGAUACAUGACGUUUCAUGAAUAGCCAUUUAACGGUAUUAAAAAAUCUCACAAUUAGAAACUUUUUUAACACCGAAUUAUACUCUUCUUUUGAGUAUGAAAUUGGGAGGAGACGUGAUUUUAUAUCAAAUAAGUAAAAGAAUGAAUAUUUUUAUGCAUGUUUUCCAUAAAAUAUAUUUGAAUUUUCAAGGGCAUCGAAAAUCAAUGAGACAGUUGCAUGCUACUUAAGUAGUCAUUUUUGCAGAGUAUAGGUCUUGCAUGCAGCCGAGAAUAAGUUAUUUCGAAAGCCGACACCCUGAGGUAACUGGAUCAUGAUAGAUUUAUGCGGCGUCAUGAUUAGUUUUACAACACUACUUGAUUUAUCUUUUCGAAACGAGAACGCAUUUCGAAAUUUUGGUUGACAUUUCAUGAGUUAGCACAUCUAUUGUAUUCUGCUGCCACUAUGAGGGACAAAGAUUUGUUUUAGUGUGGUUUUAGCCAUUUGGUGGAGACGAGUGAGGUAAUAUUUGACAGGGCCAGUGCUUGUCGUUGAUUUUGUGCGCGUUCGCGCAUAUGCAUUUUUGCCGAAGCAGUUUAUCUGCUUCUGUGGGUCAGAUGUACGCGGCCUCUAGCUGUUUUGGUUACUAAUACGAGACUGUACUUACGCGUUUCUUAACUUCAUUGCUAAGCUAUUUAGGGUGGCUGAGAAGUCGAGAAAAGUUACUGACCGCAGUGCUCGCCUCUCCCCUCGCUGCCUCCAUCUCCUGAAUAAAUGGCCUGUCCCCAGCUCCCCCCUUUUUCACUAUGCCGUAAAGUGUUCAUGGCGCACCCAUAAACGUUCCUCUUUUGACACCUCUAGAACCGACGCUAUCGUUCAGGAGACAAUCCGUACCCAAUUCGCCACUAACACGAUUCUCACAAUUGCUCAUCGCCUACAGACAAUCAUCGACUCAGACGAGGUGAUCGUGAUGGAUGCUGGCCGAAUCGUCGAGCAGGGCUCACCUUAUAGCCUCCUAGACCCUGCCGGAGCGGCUGAGCUUAGCAGGCAGUUGGCGGGGUCUGCAGAUGCUGCGGUCGCUGGGCUUCAACAAUCCGACGCCCCUGCUUCUGCCGCCAGGAUCACUAGCAAUGGUUUCUUUGCAGGCAUGGUGUUAAAGACUGGUGAAACGUCGGCUGCCAAGCUGACAGCUCAAGCUAGACGAGCCUACCUCCACAAAAUUGCUCACAGGACCUUGUCCUCUCAGUGA